Molecule: messenger RNA, 2463 nt
Organism: Vombatus ursinus (common wombat)
Lineage: Eukaryota; Metazoa; Chordata; Mammalia; Diprotodontia; Vombatidae
Gene: KIFBP
Product: KIF1 binding protein
Exons: 7
Coding region: 1-1890 (629 amino acids)
Molecular function (GO): protein binding
Source: RefSeq, a predicted model, not a curated record
AUGGCGACCCCCGCGGCCUGGGCCGCGGCCUGCGAGAAGUUCCGCGCGUCGCUGUCGCUGUCGCAGGUGCAGUCUCAGAAGGACCCGGAGAACGACCCGUACAAGUCCAAGUACCGCGCCCGGGAGCUGCUGCAGGAGGUGAAGGCGCUGCUGGGGCCCGCGGCCGACGAGGACGAGGACGAGGAGGCCGGCGGCGGUGAUGGGGGCGGCCCGGGCGCGGAGGAGGGGCCGGCGGCGGAGCGCGCCGGGCCGGGGGCCAGGGCCGGGGCCGGGGCCGGGGCCGAGCCCAGCGCGCGGGCCGUGCGUCUGGCCGCCGUGGAGCUGCAGCUGGGCCUCAACCACAUCGACACGGAGGAGCUGGCGGCCGGCGAGGAGCACCUGCAGAACUGCCUGCGCCUGGUAUGCCGCAGUCGCCUCGAGCCCGCCGCCGUGUCCCUGCACCUGCAAGCCCAGAAUAACCUGGGUAUCCUGUGGUCUGAGAGAGACGAAAUUGAGACUGCACAGACUUACCUGGAGUCUGCAGAAGCGCUGUACAACCAGUAUAUGAAAGAGAUUGGGAACCCUCCUCUUGAUCCCAACGAGCACUUUCUGCCUGAGGAAGAGAAGCUCACGGAGCAGGAGAGAUCCAGAAGAUUUGAGAAGGCGUAUACUCAUACCUUGUAUUACCUGGCUCAAGUCUACCAGCACUUGGAAAUGAUUGAGAAAGCUGCUCAGUAUUGCCACACCACUCUCAAACGCCAACUGGAAUACAGCGGCUACCACCCCGUAGAAUGGGCUAUCAAUGCUGCCACCUUAUCCCAAUAUUAUAUCAAUAAGCAAUGUUUUAUGGAAUCCAGGCAUUGUUUGUCAGCUGCAAGUGUCAUCUUUACCCAGGCCGAACAGACUCCAUCAACAGAAGACACUGAAACAGAGCAAGAACAGCAAGAUCUUCGUCAAAGGAGAGCAGAAAUUGCCCGGUGCUGGAUCAAGUACUGCCUGAAUCUCCUGCAGAACGCGCAGGCCUCCCUGGAGGACAACAUUGGAGAACUUGACCUUGAUAAACAGUCUGAACUUAAAGCUCAGAGGAAAAGAGAGGAAGAUGAGAAAGAAAAUGGCAGGAAGAAAGUUGUGCUCUUUGGCACUAGUGAUGUGUGUGACGCCAUCUUGGCCAUAGAAGAGAAGGUGGCCUGCGUGCCCCCACUAGACUUUGGGGAAGCCAGAGAGGUGUUUUUAGUGGGCCAGAACUAUGUCUGUGAGGCGAAAGAGUACUUUCAGGUUGACGGGUACAUCACUGACCAUAUCGAAAUUGUCCAAGACCACAGUUCUCUGUUUAAGGUGCUUGCGUUUUUUGAAGAGGAUUAUGAGCGGCGUUGUAAGAUGCACAAGCGGAGAAUAGCUAUGCUAGAGCCCCUCACUGUAGACCUGAAUCCACAGUAUUAUCUGUUGAUCACCCGGCAGCUUCAGUUUGAGCUCGCCCACACCUACUAUGAGAUGAUGGAUUUAAAGGUGGCCAUCGCCAACAGGCUAGAGGAGCUCGAUUCACACACAGUAAAGAAAAUCAAUUCCCUGGCUCAGUCAGCCAUCAAGUACUAUGAACUCUUCCUCGACUCCCUCAGGGACCCCAAUAAGGUGUUUCCAGAGCAGCUCAGCGAAGACGUUCUCCGCCCUGCUCUGGUAGCCAAGUUCCACAUCGCUCGGCUCUAUGGUAAACUCAUCACUUGUGAUGGCCGGAAGGAGCUAGACAACAUGCAGGCCUCUUUGGAAUACUACAUGUUCUUGGUUGACUACUGUGAGAGGUACCCCGAAGCCGUGCGUGCCGUAGAGACCGAGCUAGAGCUCAGUAGAGAGAUGGCGGGGCUGCUUCCGGCCAAGAUGGAGAGGCUGCGGGCCAAGCUGAGCCCUUUUACUUAAAGCCUCGUCCAGCACGUCCAGAAGUGUGCAGUAGAGCAGUGUUGGUGGUAGUCCCAGGCCCCCUCCCGGAGACUUGCCUCUAGUGAGCAGAGAAGCACAGCUAGCGCGCCAGGCAGGGCUCCCUUCGACCCGCUUGUCAGUAAAACGACUCCAUGGUUUCCUCUUGAUUUUGUACAUUUCUUCUGUAAAGUAAACUUGUGGUUAGUGUUUUAGAUGGCUUGUUUCCCAUCUUUCCUGCCUUCUUCCACCACAAGAUCCAGUUUCUAAAUGUGAGUUAACUUGCAGAAUAGUACUUAAGGGGCGACCCAGAGGAAGAUUCUGGACGAGGUAGCUGGUGGACAAAAGUUGCUGUAUUUUUAAAAGAAAUACAGUUUUCUAGAAGAAAAAAGGAAGCAAACCAUGAACUUUCUGCAGUUCCUCCUUCUAGAAUCCUAACUCCCCAAGAAAUGUUUACCCAUUACGUUUUUAUGGUAACUAACCCAUAAUUUAUUUUGUAUGUUGUAAAAUUCUUUGUCUAUAUUAUAGGAAAAAAUUAUGAGGGCUGUAAUAAACAGACUUGCUUCACUAACAGUA